Messenger RNA from Pipistrellus nathusii (Nathusius's pipistrelle), 3279 nucleotides. The record is from the annotation of a GenBank genome assembly. NCBI's taxonomy places the organism in Eukaryota, Metazoa, Chordata, Mammalia, Chiroptera, Vespertilionidae.
AUGUCUCCACUUCUGAGAAGCAUCUUCGAUAUCACUGAAGUUUUCAAUCAAUAUGCCUCACAUGAUUGUGAUGGAGCAGCACUGUGCAAGAAAGACCUGAAGGACCUCCUUGAAAGGGAAUUUGGAGCUAUUCUUCGGCGACCGCAUGAUCCUGAAACGGUAGACUUGAUCCUGGAACUUCUGGACCGCGACUGUAACGGGCUGGUCGAUUUCAACGAGUACCUCCUGUUCAUUUUCAAAGUGGCUCAGGCUUGUUACUACGCGCUGGCCGAGGCCUCCGGGCUGGAGGAGGAAGCCCCGGGUGAGGGGAAGGGGGCCCCGUUACUAGACCGCAGGCAAGAAGACCAGAGGCGGUUUGAUCCCCGGGACAGGGAGGAGGAAGAGGAACGCAGGCUGAAGAGGCAGGAACAAGAGAGGGAGCUGGCUGAGGAAGAGGAGCCCAGGGGGAAGCUAGAGAGGCGCGAGCAGCGGCUGCAGAGGCGGGAGCAGGAGGCGCAGCUCGAGGAGGAAGAGGAGCUGCAGGAGCGCAAGAGGCUGGCGCAGGAGGAGUUUCCCGACCGAGAAGAGCAAAGGCGAGAAAGGCAGGAGCAGCGAGAGCGCCAGCGCCUUGAGGAGAAACUGCGCGAGCUCCAGGAAGAGGAGCAGCUACCCCGGCGGGAACGGCAGGAGCUGAGAAGGAAGCGCCUGGAGGAGGAAAAGGAGGUGGAAGAGCAGCUGCAGAGGCUUAGGCGCGGGCGCCAGGAGCCCUUGGAGCAGGAGCUGAGGCGGGAGCAGGAAGAGAGGCGCGAGCAGCAGCUGAGGCGGGAGCAGGAACCGCGCCUGGAACGGAAGCUGAGGCGGGAGCAGGAGCUCAGGCGGGAGCAGGAGCAGGAACCGCUCUUGGAGCAGCUGAGGCGAGAGCAGGAAGAGAGGCGCGAGCAGGAACCGCGCCUGGAGAAACUGAGGCGCGAGCAGGAAGAGAGGCGAGAGCAGGAGCUCAGGCGGGAGCAGGAAGAGAGACGAGAGCAACUGCUGAGGCAAGAGCGGGAGCAGGAGCUGAGGCGGGAGCAGGAACCGCGCCUGGAGAAGCUUAGGCGGGAGCAAGAAGAGAGGCGCGAGCAGGAGCUCAGGCGGGAGCAGGAACCACGCUUGGAAAGGAAGCUGAGGCGGGAGCAGGAAGAGAGGCGAGAGCAACUGCUCAGGCAGGAGCGGGAACAGGAGCUGAGGAGAGAGAGGGAGCCGCGCUUGGAGAAGCUGAGGCGGGAGCAAGAAGAGAGGCGCGAGCAGCAGCUGACGCGGGAGCAGGAGCAGGAGCAGGAGCAGGAGCAGGAGCCGCUCUUGGAGCAGCUGAGGCGAGAGCAGGAAGAGAGGCUCGAGCAGGAGCUGAGGCGGGAGCAGGAGCUGAGGAGAGAGCAGGAACCACGCUUGGAAAGGAAGCUGAGGCGGGAGCAGGAAGAGAGGAGGGAGCAGCAGCUGAGGCGCGAGCAACUGCUGAGGCGGGAGCGGGAGCAGGAGCUGAGGCGCGAGCAGGAACCGCGCUUGGAGAAGUUGAGGCGGGAGCAGGAAGAGAGGCGGGAGCAACUCCUGAGGCGAGAGCGGGAGCAGGAACCACGCUUGGAACAGAAGCUGAGGCGGGAGCAGGAGCCGCUCUUGGAGCAGCUGAGGCGCGAGCAGGAGGAGCGGCGAGAGCAGCAGCGGAGGCGGGAGCAGGAGCUGGCUGAGGAGGAGGAGGAGCUGCAAGAAGAGGCCGGCGAGCUGGGCGAGAGCCGCGCCCUGCGGUGGCAGCGGCAGCUGGAAAGCGAGGCCGAAGCCCGGCAGAGCAAGGUGUACUCGCGGCCGCGCAGGCAGGGGCCGCUGAGGCGCCGCCAGGAGCAGGAGGAGGAGGCGGAGAGGCGGCUGCAGGAGCGCGAGCAGCGGCUGCGGGAACUGCAGGAGGAGGAGCAGCGCCUGAGCCAACGGGGAUUCGAGCGGAGGCGGGAGCGGCAAUUCCUAGAGCAGGAGGAGCAGCUCCUGGAGGAAGAGCGGCGCCAGGAGGAGCUGCUCCGCGACCAAAAAUGGAGGUGGCAACUAGAGGAGGAAAGCCAGAGGCGCCGCCACACACUGUACUCCAAACCUGCUCUGCGCCAGCAGCUGCAGCGCGAGGAGGAGCAGCUGCUGAGGGAGGAAGAGCAGCUGCAGCGCGAGGAGGAACAGUUGCAACGGGAGAAGAGGCGCCAGGAACAGGAGAGACGGUACCAGGAGGAGGAGCAGCUGCUGAGAGAGAAAGAGCAGCUGCAGCGCGAGGAGGAACAGUUGCAACGGGAGAAGAGGCGCCUGGAACAGGAGAGACGGUACCAGGAGGAGGAGCAGCUGCAGCGGGAGAAAGAGCAGCUCCUGAGGGAGGAAAGAGAGGAGAAAAGACGCCUUCAGGAAGAAGACAGAAAGCUCCGUGAGGAGGAACAGCAGCUGCGCCGCCAGGAGCGCGACAGAAAGCUCCGAGCGGAGGAACAGCUCAUCCGGGAACGGGAGGAACAGCAGCUGCGCCAAGAGCGCGACAGAAAGCUCCGGGAGGAAAAACAGCUCAUCCGGGAACGGGAGGAACAGCAGCUGCGCCGCCAGGAGCUCGAGCAAGAGCUGCGCCAGGAGCGCGAAAGGAAGCUCCGCGAGGAGAAACAGCUUCUGGAACGGAAAGAGCAACAGCUGCGCCGCCAAGAGCGCGACAGAAAGCUCCGAGCGGAGGAACAGCUCCUCCAGGAACGGGAGGAACAGCAGCGGCGCCGCCAGGAGCUCGAGCAAGAGCUUCGCAGGGAGGAACAGCAGCUGCGCCGCCAGGAGCGCGACAGAAAGCUCCGAGCGGAGGAACAGCUCCUCCAGGAACGGGAGGAACAGCAGCGGCGCCGCCAGGAGCUCGAGCAAGAGCUGCGCCAGGAGCGCGACAGGAAGCUCCUCCGCGAGGAGGAACAGCAGCUGCGCCGCCGGCAAGUGCAGGAGCAACUUCGCCGGGACCGCGACAGAAAGUUCCGUGAAGAUCCACAGCUCCUCCAGGAACGGGAAGAACAGCUGCUGCGCCGCCAAGAGGAGCAGCAGCUGCGGGAAGAGCAGGAGCUGAGGCGCCGGCAGGAACGGGAGAGGAAGAUCCGGGAGGAAGAGCAGCUCCGCCAGCUGGAGGAGGCGCAGAGGCGCGGCCGCGGCUGGGAGGGAAAGGAUCAGGGCCGGCAGCAGCUUCUGGAGUCCGGCAAGCGUCCGUUUGCCAGUGCCCCGGUGCGCUCCAGCCCCCUCUAUGAGUACAUCCAAGAGCAGAGGUCCCAAUACCGUCCUUAA